AGUCGCAAGUAGGCAAGUAGCAAACCAGAUCCAACGUGUCAGCAAAAGAAAGAAAGUAAGACGUCCGAAAAAAUACGCGCAUCCAAACGCGCCUCUCCUAUUGGCUUCCGAUCUUGCUAUCCCACGCCAACUGCUCUCUCAAUCCCAGUUUAAGAAAAUUCCAAAUUUCUUCUCAUUCUUCUCUCUGAGGUGAUGUGAGGAUCAUCGACAUUGCACUUCUUCUUCGCCUCUCAAUUCACUUCCAUUUCUUUGAUGCAUACUUCUCUCUCCAACUCCUCAAAUUCCUCUCCAAUUCGAUCUUUUCCACUUCUCCUGCUCCGGGCGUUUUUAGGAAUUUCUCGGAUUUCCUCGCGGUCGUCGUCGUCGUAAUUGGGUUUCGAAGGACUUGUGACUUAGGAUGCCAUGGAUGUUCAUGGCCAAAAGCAAUAUAUAAUGUGAAGGGUCCAAAGUUGGUACAAUUUAUGCACAGAAAAGUAGUGGUAUGGGCAUGCCCCCCACACCAAAAAUUAUUACAAUUUGAUGGUAUGUGCGCUUGGAACUGGGAGAAUGGCAGUCAUGGCCAGGUUUCUGGCAGCUGGACGUAUCCCACAGACUAUUUCAGGUUUUCCACCUUUCAUUUUUCUGACUUUUCCUGGCUUGGCAGAGGAUGUUGGUCGCCAUAAGUUAGCUGCUCAAUAUAUUUGCACAGAACUAAAGGAGGCAGAUGAAGCAAAUUUGAUUGAUGAAGAAGAUAUGCAUGUAUUUGGCUUGAGGCCAAUGACAGAUCCUUUACAUUUGGUUUGUUGCAAUUCUUGUAAGAAGCCUAUAAAGGUCAGCCAAUAUGUUGCUCAUGCAGAGAUCUGCAAGUCAUUAAAUUCUGUGGAUGAAAUUAUUCCAGAGCUUGAUGGCGGCACAAGGCAGAAGAAACCCCCAAGGAAACAGAGGAGAAAGUCACUCAACACGUAUUCAAACCAAGCUGUGGCUGUCAGGGAGAAUGAAAAGCCACAAUCAUUUGGUGAUGCCUAUUUUUCUGCAUUAGAUUCCAAUAUGGAGGAGAAGGUUCCCUCAACUAUCCUUGCUGAAGCAAAAAGAAGUUCACCGCACUUGGAUGGAGCUGUUCUGACAGAUGGUUCUGCUGUCAGUACUGCAACUAUAGAUUGCAUAAAAGGUGCAAAAUCACGUCAAACAAAACGAUCCAAGAUGCCAGCCACUGGGAGUGCACAGCUAUUGGAUAAUUUUGAAGCAGCAAGUGUUGUAACUUAUGGUCUUUGUAGUACCACUACACUAGAGACAAUUCCUUGUGAAGAGGCAAGGUCCGGUACAAAAAAUGAGCAAAUUUGCAAUUGUGUUGUUGGGGUUCAAAUGCCUGCAAAAGCUCACGCUAUCACAGAUGUUCCACAUCCAGUUGCAACUAAAAUCUAUUAUUCUCUAAGAAAUCAGCGUCUUAGAUCAGCACUCAACCAUCUGUAUUUUGGGGCAUCAAGUAUGGAUAGCAGCAGUGACUGUGUUAGUUCUAAAGCAUUACAGAAAACUGAAUUGCCCUCACAAAAAUUAUGUCCCACCAACUUUCACAAAGGGCUACCUGAUAUCCAGCUGGAAAAGGAAAGCACCUAAGGAGUUGAAAAUUUUUUUGCAGUUGUACAGAAGUGAGAAUAUUUUUUAUUAGAUGAAGGAAGCGUAUGUGGCAUUUAUCUGCCUAGUUUUGUCAGUAGGAUGUACAUACAUAUUUUCUCUGUGCAGAAAAUACCCUGCAUGAUUGGGUGAUGGUACUGAAUUGCUGUCAUUUUUGCCUUUCGACAGAGACAUAAUGUACAAAGAACUGUCAACUUGCAGCUAUUUUGCGUCAUCCUUA
Molecule: messenger RNA, 1831 nt
Organism: Ipomoea triloba (trilobed morning glory)
Lineage: Eukaryota; Viridiplantae; Streptophyta; Magnoliopsida; Solanales; Convolvulaceae
Exons: 15
Coding region: 520-1593 (357 amino acids)
Cellular component (GO): SAGA complex
Source: RefSeq, a predicted model, not a curated record